AUGGAGUCUCCGGGGAUUAGUGCCGUCCCGCUGGUCCUGCGGGCCCCCGUCCGGCAGGCGACGUUCUUCUCGCUGGCCCUCGUCGAGGAGCUCCUCCGCCACGCCCGGGGGGUUCCCGGCGGGGAGGGGGCGGGGGGAGUCCGGGCCCGCCUCCAGCACGAGACCCGCUGUGAGGCCUGCUGGCCCGCCGCCGCCCCCUCGCCCUCUUCCCCCGCUCUCUCUCCCUCCCCCUCCCCCUCUCUCCCUCCUUCCUCCUCUUCUCCCUCCCCGGCGUUUCUACUCCGCAUCGGUGUCCUUCGCGCCCUCGGUCUCCCCGCCCCAGGGCCAGGCGAUAACACCAACGACGUCUCCAUUGCCCUCGGGCGGGAGAUUGUAUCCGUACCAAGGGCAUCAGGAGAAGGCGCAGCAGAUACACCGCCGUGGUACCGAGAGGCUGAACAGGACGAAUUGCAGAAUUUGGCAUUAGCUGAGUGGUGUGAAGACCUCAUUUUCUUCGCACUACAUCAUGGGUUUUCAGCGGUACAAUUGAGGUGUGUACUCUUGACAGCGAUGCAUCUCAUGAAUACCAUAGCAGAGCUUUCACCUCACGCAACAGAUAUGGAUGCAGAAACCCGUUGUUCACAGGUAUUGGAGAUGCUACUUAUAGAGCAGGCAUGUGGUGUGCCGAAUAAAGUUGUUGAGAUACAUCAUGUGCCAAAGACGGUCACUACAGAGGUACCAGACCCGGAGUAUGUGUCUGCUUUAGAGGCAAAGUUAGCAAAAGAAAAGAAUAAAAAACAGCAACAAUUAUUACAGGAACAGUUAGCGAAGGCACCAUUAAUUAGUCAAACAAGGACUGAAAUUCAAGAAGAAAGAGUCUUUAAAGAAGUUGUAAUAGGUCCUUACUUUACACUUCAUGAAGUAGCACAAAUACUUGAGUAUCUUUCCUCUAGUGUGGUGCAACAUUGGCGGUUAUUUCGCAACUUCUUUUCUGAAUCUCAACCAAGAAAGGUAUAUAAUGAGGUACAAAUACAAUGUGAUAUAUGGCCUUUCUGUGUGCCACCACUUUCGGAGUUUUUGGAAGAGGAUGUAUAUGCAAUGGAGUUAGAGAGGAAGAAUAUUAUAAAUGAAUGUGAGAAGGCUAUUAACGAAGCCUUUAAUGAAGAAUUUAUACAACCUUUAUCUAAGCUUGCUCAAGAGCGAGAUGGUAUUCUAGAAGAUUGGGAACUACAACAAAUUAAAGCUGCGGAAGAAAAUAGACGAAACGCUUUGGAUGGGUCAGGAUACGUACAGGUAGUACGCGCUUUUACAACUCGUUUGGAUAAACUUAUAGAACGGAACGAAACGUUGUGUAAAAAUGAAGAGACGCCAGCACCACCGUUAUCGUUACAAGAAUCAUCAUCGACGAGUAGACCAUUAUCACAACAAACCAGACGAAGUGGAGGUAAACGCCCUGCGAUGACUGCAUCAAGUUCCAGUCGGUCUGUUACACCUAGGAGUGGCGCUACCCCACCAUCCACAGCACUAGCAGCAGUAGCAGCGACAGCAGAAACAACAGGAGCAUCGGCUUCGUCACAGUUGAUUCAACUUCCUGCGGACACUGUAUUUUCAUUAGAGGAUGUUGAGGCUCGCUUGUGUAGGUUGGAGAAAGCGGCCCAAGCGGCGCUUGAUGCUUUAAAAGAAAAACCAAAAAAGAAAAAGGGAUAA
This is a messenger RNA of Trypanosoma theileri, 1686 nucleotides long. RefSeq lists its product as uncharacterized. Bases 1 to 1686 code for a protein of 561 amino acids. The transcript has a single exon. The record is from RefSeq and is a predicted model, not a curated record. NCBI's taxonomy places the organism in Eukaryota, Euglenozoa, Kinetoplastea, Trypanosomatida, Trypanosomatidae.